GCUCCGCGCCGGCUGGUUUGCUGCUGCUGCAGUGCGGGGUCGCGCGAGCCGGCCGGUCCAGUCACGUCCUGGCUGCUGCGGGAGGCUCCUGGGCGGUGUCUGAGGCUCGCAGCGCUUGGCAGGUGCAGCAGCCGCCUGGCUGCCCACCCCUUCCCGAGCCUAAAGGUCCAACACUGACCAAGUGUGCGAUUAGCAGCAAUGUCAGGACAUACAGCAUUAGUCCCAGAGCAGAACAACAACAACAGCAACCAGGAAAACAAAACUUCAAAUAUGAGAGUCUCAGAAAAAAAGUGCUCAUGGGCUUCUUAUAUGACCAACUCCCCUACUUUGAUUGUAAUGAUUGGCCUUCCUGCCCGGGGCAAGACUUAUAUGUCCAAGAAAUUAACACGCUACCUCAACUGGAUUGGUGUGCCUACGAAAGUGUUUAAUCUAGGAGUAUAUCGUCGUGAAGCAGUGCAGUCGUACAAGUCCUAUGAUUUUUUCAGGCAUGAUAACAAAGAAGCCAUGAAGAUUCGGAAACAGUGUGCCUUGGUGGCUCUGGAAGAUGUGAAAGCUUAUGUCACAGAGGAUGGCGGACAGAUAGCUGUGUUCGAUGCAACCAACACGACUCGAGAGAGGAGGGACUUGAUCUUAAAUUUUGCUAAGGAGAAUGCUUAUAAGGUGUUUUUUGUGGAGUCUGUCUGUGACGAUCCAGAAGUCAUUGCUGCCAAUAUCCUGGAAGUGAAGGUCUCCAGCCCUGACUACCCAGAGAGAAAUCGAGAGUGUGUGAUGGAUGAUUUCCUGAAGAGGAUAGAGUGCUAUAAAGUCACAUAUCAGCCCCUUGAUCCAGAUAAUUAUGACCAAGAUCUUUCCUUCAUUAAAGUGAUCAAUGUGGGACAGCGGUUCCUGGUAAACCGUGUCCGGGAUUACAUCCAGAGUAAAAUCGUCUAUUACCUAAUGAACAUUCAUGUCCAACCGCGCACCAUCUACCUUUGCCGGCAUGGCGAGAGUGACUUUAACCUUGUUGGCAAGAUCGGUGGGGAUUCUGGCCUGUCGCCACACGGGAAGCAGUUCGCUCAAGCCCUUAAAAAAUUCAUUGCUGAGCAGGAGAUUGUGGAUUUGAAGGUUUGGACGAGCCAGCUGAAGAGAACCAUCCAGACAGCUGAGUUCUUAGGGGUCCCCUAUGAGCAGUGGAAGAUUCUGAAUGAGCUUGAUGCUGGAGUGUGUGAAGAGAUGACAUAUGAAGAGAUUGAAACUCAGUACCCAGAUGAGUUUGCGCUGAGGGAUCAAGAGAAAUAUCUUUAUCGUUAUCCUGGAGGAGAGUCAUACCAAGACUUGGUCCAGCGUUUGGAGGCUGUGAUUAUGGAGCUGGAGCGUCAGGGCAGUGUUCUGGUUAUUGCUCACCAGGCUGUUAUGCGGUGCCUGUUGGCCUACUUCCUUGACAAGAGCGCAGACGAGUUGCCAUAUCUGAAGUGCCCCCUUCACACCAUAUUCAAGCUCACACCAGUUGCUUACGGGUGUAAAGUGGAAACGAUCACCUUGAAUGUUGAAGCAGUGAAUACCCAUCGAGACAAGCCUUCUGGGAGUACUAACAACCUUCCAAAGAGCCAAACCCCUGUAAGGAUGAGAAGAAACAGCUUUACGCCUCUGGCCAGUUCGGACACAAUAAAGCGCACACGCAAUUAUAGUGUUGGGAGCAGGCCUCUCAACCCAGUGGGGUCUCCGCUAUUCCCAGAGACUCGAGAUGGGGCUGAUCAGCAGAAGCUACAACUUCAAAUGGGAAGUGCUUGCUUGUGAGUAUCACUGAGCAUAGCUUGUAUGCAUUCUCUCUGGGUUUGUUUAGGAGUCAGCAAACAACAUCACCUGUGAGUCCUUGGUUUCUGUCUCAGCCACCAAGUGAGGCUGUCGAGCGAGAGGAAUUUAGUGUCACACUGUACAGAAUGGCCAGGAAAUUACCCGUGCUUCCCUUUGUGCCUGUGUUGCUCAGAUCCAACCUUGCUGACCAUGAGGCCCUUUCUUGUCCCUGCUUUAAAUGCUUGAGUGAAUGUCACUGCAAAUGUUAAUACAAAUAUCUCUUGAUGUACUUGAUGUUUCAGUUUAUGCCUUACCUGUGAAAUUGACUUCUGUAACUUUGAUGUUGCAUUUUAUUUACCUUAUUUGUGAAACGGAUUGUGCAAUGUGAGAUUUGGUUUUAUUUAACUUCGUUGUGGUUCUUAGUAGGUGUCUCUUUGGGUUUUGUAUGUGUGUGUUUAAUGUUAUCACAGCGUUUUUGCUUUCUCCUCUGGGGAGUGGUAUCAUUUUCUCCUAUGCAUUUGUCGCAAUUCCAUUUAAAUGCCUGUGGUAUUGCUUAUUUGCCAGUUGUUGAAUACUCUUUGCCUAGAGAGCUUUACCCAUUGUGGUUGCUUGCCGCCACGUGGAUAUGGAGUGGAAGUUGUUUUAUGCCCAGUUGCAGCCAUUUGGCAUGAAAUCUCUUUCUCUCUCCAGUGAUUUUUGACUGUGCCUGGAACGCCCUUCUAUACUCAACAAUGUUACUGUUGCUACAUUGAAUAAGUGACUUUGCUUCAAAGGAAUAUUCUCAAAAGAAGCUGAAAAAUGUUUGCAUUAGAACAAGGCCUUCAAAAAACUGUCUCUCUCCUUGGUGACCACCUUGGCAGCCAGAGGAAUGUUUUAGAAUUGGGGUCUGGGAGUCAAAAGUUAUGGG
Mauremys mutica (yellowpond turtle) is the source of this 2680-nucleotide messenger RNA. RefSeq names its product 6-phosphofructo-2-kinase/fructose-2,6-biphosphatase 2 (gene PFKFB2). NCBI's taxonomy places the organism in Eukaryota, Metazoa, Chordata, Testudines, Geoemydidae. The transcript is spliced from 17 exons. Gene Ontology annotation, biological process: fructose 2,6-bisphosphate metabolic process; fructose metabolic process. Gene Ontology annotation, cellular component: cytosol. The record is from RefSeq and is a predicted model, not a curated record. Gene Ontology annotation, molecular function: ATP binding; 6-phosphofructo-2-kinase activity; fructose-2,6-bisphosphate 2-phosphatase activity. The coding region runs from base 199 to 1776 and encodes 525 amino acids.